AUGAUAAUUGAGUCGUCGAUGGGUGUGUACAAUUUUGCAACAGUUUUGAGUUGUCUGUGUACCCCAAAUCGACAACCUAACGUUUCCGUCCGUUUGAUUUCUAGUAACAGUAAUGCGUCCCUCCGCUUGAUUAACAGUAACAGUAAUGAGCAACCAAAUCGUCCUUGUUUGAGGUCAAGAUUCCGUGUUGCCGCACAAAGGCUUCCAUCCCGAUUACAUGGAUUGCUGGGCGAUGAUGAUUCUGUAACCCAAGAAUCACACAAUUCUGAACCGGAUGCUACUAUUCAAUUAAAUCUUCCCAGAAGAAGUUUGCUAGUACAAUUUACAUGUGACUUGUGCGGUGAAAGAACAAAGAGGCUUGUAAACCGAUUAGCUUAUGAAAGGGGUGCUAUUUUUGUUCAGUGUGCAGGCUGUCAACGACAUCACAAAUUAGUUGACAAUCUUGGACUAAUCACGGAGUAUGAUUUUCGGGAGGAAAAGAACAGAGACUCAGAAGUUGAUCAAAUAUGA
Messenger RNA from Vicia faba (fava bean), 510 nucleotides. NCBI's taxonomy places the organism in Eukaryota, Viridiplantae, Streptophyta, Magnoliopsida, Fabales, Fabaceae. The record is from the annotation of a GenBank genome assembly.